AGAUGAAUUUAUGAUGUAAUUUUGUGAAUGAGUAAAAUUAACCUUGAUUAACACUAGCAAUAACUCCAUGUUGCUUGUGGAGUUGAUAUUGAAUGUGUGGUUUAAUUAUAUAUGAGGAUUUUGAAGGGUAGUUGUCAACUUAAUUAAGAGUUGAAUAAGAAUUGUGUCAGAUUUUGUGAUAUGUCCAAGUUCAUUGUAUGUUACUUUCCGUAAAGUACUAUCUCACUCUCUGAAUGGCUCUAUAAUUCUCUCUCACAUCAAACAAGGGUUCCACACUGCCAAAUUUAAUCAGUCACGUCUCUUGAAUUAUUACUUUGAAAUGUGGGGAUUUGAGUUCAGAGAUGUGGAAACCCUCUCCACCUACCAACGAUUUUUUUCAUGUUUGGCAUGCCUAGGAGUGUGAAGAAGCACUAUAGAGGAGUGAGGCAAAGGCCAUGGGGGAAAUGGGCGGCGGAGAUACGCGAUCCGAAGAAGGCAGCGCGUGUGUGGCUCGGAACAUUCAGCACAGCUGAGGAUGCUGCACUAGCAUACGAUGACGCUGCGCUCAAGUUCAAGGGCGCCAAGGCCAAGCUCAAUUUCCCCGAGCGAGUCCAAGGCAAGACCGAGCUACGCUACCUCAGCAGCGGCGCCGCCUCCGGAGGAUCCUCCGCCGCCGCCGUCGAUCCCUUGCUGCACAACACCUUCCCUGGCCUUCAGCAGUAUGCCCAGCUACUCUCCAGCAGCGACGCUGAAUUCCCUUGCGCCUCCUCAGCUCUCUACAACAACAACAACAACCAGGAGUUAGGUUAUGAUUAUUCCGCCUCCAUGCCGGCGCCGGGUUAUCCCGUCCCGCCGCCUCCGCCGCAGCCGGACUUUCAAUCGAGUUUUGGGGCUCAGUAUGGCGGGUUUUAUGGUUCGGAUUUUUACAACUAUGGCAAGUACUAUGAUCCUAGCAACCCAAAUGGAUGAUUAAUUAGCUAUCAUUGAUCAUCAAAAUGUGUUUUUAUUAAUGAUGAGAAAUUUUCAAUAGUACUACUACUACUCUUGGAUUUUGGCAUGAUCAGAAUAAAAAAGCUUUUGCUGUGACAUAUUGCUUGUAUUGCAUAUGAUCAUUGCAUCAAUUAAUAUGUAUGCUUGUUUCUUUUUUUCUUUUUUUUUUCCAUUGGAGAUUUUGCUUUUUUCUGUUCGUUUUGUAAAACAUUUAUCCUCCAAUGAGAUAAUAAAUAUAAAUGCUUCUUUCUUUCUA
This is a messenger RNA of Salvia splendens (bonfire salvia), 1225 nucleotides long. Its product is annotated as ethylene-responsive transcription factor ERF113. The record is from RefSeq and is a predicted model, not a curated record. The transcript has 2 exons. Bases 379 to 948 code for a protein of 189 amino acids. NCBI's taxonomy places the organism in Eukaryota, Viridiplantae, Streptophyta, Magnoliopsida, Lamiales, Lamiaceae. Gene Ontology annotation, molecular function: DNA binding; DNA-binding transcription factor activity. Gene Ontology annotation, biological process: ethylene-activated signaling pathway; regulation of DNA-templated transcription.